CAAAAAAAACGUAAAGUAGAGCAUCCAAGCUCAUCUCGGCGUACUGUAUCUCUAAAAGAGGAGAUUGGAGAACAGCCGGCUUGGGCUGGUGCUCUAUUUUAGACACCUCACACGUUUUAAACAGUUAUUAUGUGUCUGAUAAGAUGUGAUUUAAUUUUGAGUGCUCAGUUGCCAAUUUCCGUCGCUUGGCCCGCUCGCAAGCGGGGAUAACGUGUUCUUCCUCGCUGCAUUCGAAGGUGUCCUCUGCCCUGGAGGUAAGUGUGGCUGACUGGCGGACUGUUCGUAUCUUUAUGUACAUUUGAGAUUUGUGUUUUCUUGUUGAAAAAAGACAGGAGCCUGCAGAUGCAUUAGCGUGAUGAUUACACUAACAAAAGUAUCCAGGCUGCUUGGUGGCCUUUAAAAGUGGCGCUAGCUGCUGGUCGGGAAAGCAAAACGUCAAACCUUCGACUCCGGUGAUGUAUUUAACUAAUUCAAUACAUAAUACACGCCUUGGUCCUGACAUGAUGAUAUUUGAUUGGGAAGAAAGUUGACUUUAUUGACCUAGCAAAGCGCAGACUGUUAGCUUUGUUGUGACUGGCUGGUGUUCUUCUUCUCUUCUAUGUAUAUGCCCCCUAGUGCCGCUCAGUCGACGGCCAUGUUACUGCAACUUCGGUAUAACAAUGUAGCACGCGCAAUACGUGCUUUGCUUUUGGGCAGUUAAAAAUGGUAAUAAAAUCUCCAAUUUAAGGGCCGAGUUAUUGAUUACUGUCAUUACCUAUUUUGUUUAAAUGAAUUGCUGGUGUAUUUUGUUCCCUUCAAUGUCUCAUGAUCUUAUUUUUGUUAUCUCUAUUAGCGACACGGUUUGUGUUUUAAUUGGCCCGUGGCACAUUGUACAGAUACAAUUAAACAAAACUGCAAAAAUACAUCAUAACAUCACAAUGUAAAGAUAGCAAGCUGAUAUGUAGAUACAAAAUAAUAUAUAUGUAUUAUACACUAUUUUUGCCAGCCCAUAUAUAUAUAUACACACACACACACACACACACACACACACACUCAUUCACUCAUGGUCAAAAUCUUUUAAGAGCAGUUGAAAAAUUUCAAGAAUUGACAUUUUGCACUGCUGGAUCUUCAGGAGGUUCUAAAUACAGUUUCAAAAUGCAAAAAGAAGAAAUGGGAGCGAGACAAAAACAUUUUGAGUGAGCAAUUUAUUGCAAACAAGCAUUAAAGUGAAGCAAGGUGUUCGUCAGCUGAUCAAACAUUUAAGACCACAGCCCUUAAAAGUUCAACUCUUGGCAAAAGCAUGGAUUCAAUGUCAUUUUCCGUCAGGAUCUGAUUGGCUGUCUGUCAAGACACUGGACCAUCCUCGGCCCAAAUGAAGGUCGUUACUGGUGCCGAGUGCAGUCCGGUAACCAUCAAACGGCAUCUGCGAGAGAAGAGUUUUAAGAAGAAAAAACGUCUUCAAAAGGUUUUGUCUCCAUCAACACCACAAAAUCAACUGUUUGGAAUUUGCACAAGAGCAUCAAACAUGGUACAUUGAAAGGUGGAAGAAAGUUUAUUCUCUGAUGAGAAAAAAUGUAACUUGACGGUCCUGAUGGCUUCUAAUGUUACUGGCCUGACAAGGAGAUCCCACUUGAGAUGUUUUCCACACGGCACAGUGGAGGAGGCGCCAUCAUGAUCUGGGGUGCUUUUUCCUUCAAUGGAACAAUGGAGCUUCUGGUUGUGCAGGGGCGUCAAAUGGCAGUUGGCUACGUGGAGAUGUUGCAGGGGGCAUUCCUCAUGACUGAAGGCCCUCGUUUUCAGCAGGACAGCACUGCAGUUCACAAUGCCCGCCUGACAAAGGACUUCUUCCAGAGGAACAACCUCACUCUUUCGAACCAUCCUGCAUGUUCCCCUGAUCUAAAUCCAAUUGAGAACAUUUGGAGAUGGAUGGCAAGACAAGUUUACAAAAACGGAUCAGUAACAGAGAGUAUCCACUCUCUGCCCAUGUCAUCCCCUUGCCAUUUUCACCGACUGGAUCAACAUUCCCACUAUCCUCCUACAAACACUGGCAUCAACAUGUCCAAACUAAUUUUUCAGGUGACUAACAAGAAUGGCCCCGCUACUCAUUAGAGUCCUUUUUUUGAACAUUUUAUUUCUAGUUUAGGGGGCUUUAUGGAUUUUUGAGCUUCAUCAAUAUGUUGUCUCACUCCCAUUUCUUGUUUUUGCAUUUUGAAACUUUAUUUAGAAGCUUCUGAAGAUCCUACAGUGCAAAAUGUAAAUUCACGCAAUUUUUCAACUGGUCUGCGCAAGUACAAUUUGCUGCAUUUUACAUAUGCUCGGAAAUCCCAAAAAUACAAUCUACACUAAAAACAGUGCACUCAACUUAAAAAAAAAUACGUGCCGUCUUUGAGCACAACCACUCAUGGCUCAUAAGACGGUUAAAGGUGAUUGAAAUGUUCUACUAUUAAAAAGACUGGUGUUUAAAGAUUUUGAUGUAGAUGUAUGUGUGGUAUCUGCAUCAGUGCCCUGAUACAGAGCUAAAUGUCAGGAGGUAGAAGGAUUCAUGUCAAAGAGGGGUUUAAAACAAUUAUCAUUGUUUUAGGAACCAUUCCAUUGAUUACAAUCAUGUCCAUGCUGCAUCUUCACCUUUGCUACACACUAAUCAGAGUUGUUUUUGUGCAGAAUGAGCAUUGCAAGGCAGGUCCGAUUCUGCUCCAGGUUUGCAUUUCUUCCCGCUAGUGGUUCCUGUAGAAGGGUUUGUAUUUCCCACCAGAUGAUGGCGUCUCGACACAGCAACUCCAAGAGGAUUGAAGGACUGGACAAGAACGUGUGGGUGGCGUUUUCCUCUGUGGCGGCAGACCCUUCCAUCGUCAAUCUGGGUCAAGGCUACCCUGAUAUUUCGCUGCCGCCCUACAUCAAGGAGGCGCUGGUGGAGGCGGUGUCGGUGGACAAGAUGAACCAGUACACAAGAGGCUUUGGACACCCUGCUUUGGUGAAGGCACUCUCCCAGGUUUACGGGAAAGUGUACGGACGCCAAAUUGAUCCAUUCAAAGAAAUUCUGGUCACAGUUGGAGGCUACGGCUCCUUGUUCAGCACCAUGCAGGGUCUGGUGGAGGAGGGAGACGAGGUUAUCAUAAUAGAACCUUUCUUUGAUUGCUACGUGCCUAUGGUCCGCAUGGCGGGGGCUAAACCUGUACUCAUAUCACUACGUCCUAAAUCGGACAAGGAAACCACCUCCAGUGCCGACUGGUACCUCGACCCGGAGGAACUUUCCAGCAAAUUCACCUCCAAGACGAAAGCCAUCAUCAUCAACACCCCACACAACCCCAUUGGGAAGGUUUUCACCAGAGAAGAGCUGCAGAUGAUCGCUGAUCUGUGCGUCAAACACGACACGCUGUGCUUCAGCGACGAGGUCUACGAGUGGAUGGUCUACCAAGGAUGCCAGCACCUUAAGAUUGCUACUUUGCCUGGUAUGUGGGAUCGAACCAUCACCAUCGGCAGCGCAGGAAAGACAUUCAGUGUCACCGGAUGGAAGCUGGGUUGGUCCAUCGGGCCAGAGCAUCUGAUCAGGCACCUUCAGACCGUCAUGCAGAAUACGCUGUACACCUGCCCAACACCUUUACAGGAGGCUGUGGCGCAGAGUUUGCUACGCAACUACGAGAUGAUGGGCCAGCCUGAGUGCUACUUCACCUCCCUGGCCGAGGAGCUGCAGGGGAAGAGGGACCGCUUGGCCGCCAUCCUGCAGGAGGCCGGGUUGUCGCCCAUCGUCCCCGAGGGAGGUUACUUCAUGCUGGCAGACGUGACAGCGCUCAAGCAGAACCUGUCGCACAUGGCCGAAGACGAGGCCUACGACUACAAGUUUGUCAAGUGGAUGAUUCAAGAAAAGAAACUGGCAGCCAUUCCUGUCACGGCGUUUGUGGGGGAGGAAUCCACAAAGGCAUUUGAGAAAUACAUCCGUCUCUGCUUCAUCAAGAGAGACAGCACUCUGGAUGCAGCAGAGAUCAUCCUGAAGAAGUGGAAGGACAGCCCAGCCGGAAACUGAACUGAAGGCGGGAUUUGUUGUUGUUGUUUUUAAGUCAUAGAUUCCCAUAAAAAGUGAAUGGAUUGCCUAAAGGUUCGGUUCUAUUUUCCUGUAAUCCUAUUUUCUAUCUAUAUGCUUCCACAUAAACAAUACAUACUUGGUCACAUGUACAGCCACUACACAAGUAAGUACUUUUAAAAGUCAUUCAGAACCAGAUGGCAGAAUUUUCUACUGAACUGAAUACAUUGUCUGUACUCACUCAUUAUCUAACUAUGCUUCUGUCAAUCCUACACCUUUAUGGGCGUGUGGAACUGUUAAUUGUACGAUGUGAUGUAUUCCAAUGUACAACUCUGAAACACAUUUUAUCAUGAACCGCCUAAUGUCAUGUACAAACUUUUACCAAGCCUUUUACGUUGCUCUCUUGGGUUCUUUGAAGGUGAAGUCACAGCCUGUAAGAACCUGUCACACCACUAGAGGGAGCCAAAGCACAACAUAAUGACAAUGACAAGCACAACGAGAUCAAACACUAUUAUUAACUAUGCGUUUGCGUCGCUCGUUAAAUCGAUGACCUAAUUUAGCACUAACAACAUUAUUGUUAUUCAACCUGUAUGAAUAGAUAAUUUUAAAUGGGCCUGCACAUUUUUUAACUUUGCCUUUAAAAUGAUUUCAACCUGGGUGGUAUGCCCAUAAACACUUGGAGAGCGCUGAGCCGUACGUCAACGUCGCCGCUAUAUUGGAUGAAUCAAGGCUGCGCUGUAAAUGAAUA
Molecule: messenger RNA, 4745 nt
Organism: Dunckerocampus dactyliophorus (ringed pipefish)
Lineage: Eukaryota; Metazoa; Chordata; Actinopteri; Syngnathiformes; Syngnathidae
Product: kynurenine--oxoglutarate transaminase 3-like
Exons: 13
Coding region: 2642-4000 (452 amino acids)
Biological process (GO): biosynthetic process
Cellular component (GO): mitochondrion; cytoplasm
Molecular function (GO): pyridoxal phosphate binding; L-kynurenine:2-oxoglutarate transaminase activity
Source: RefSeq, a predicted model, not a curated record